Molecule: messenger RNA, 1863 nt
Organism: Lactuca virosa
Lineage: Eukaryota; Viridiplantae; Streptophyta; Magnoliopsida; Asterales; Asteraceae
Source: the annotation of a GenBank genome assembly
CUCAACGAAGACUCCGUUCUGCUUCUCGUUUUAGAGAGAGAAACUCAACCCUUCAAAUUUCAAUCAACUUCAACAACACAAUUCAAAAUUCAAGGAGGUUUGGGACUUAAGAAAUUCAUAACAUUGCUGAAAACUUCAUUCAGAAAACCCUAAUCACGUAUGUAAUGCAUCACAAGAAAUCGGAGGUUCAGAUCGGAAAAGAUAGCAGCGGUGUCUCUUCCGAUUUCAAUCCGACCCCAACGAUUCAGAAUCAAUCUCCUCAUAAACUCUCCAUUUUCGAAUUGAAUCAACAUUCUUCUGGUUCUUCACUCUGUUCUUCGUCUUCUUUGUUAUCGACACAGUCGCCUGAUAAUGAUGUUACCACGACAACCACAAGUACCAGCCCUAAUCAUGAACAUCACAUCUUGAUCGACGACGGUGAUUUUGAUUAUGAUUCACUUGCCGGGCCGACUCCUAGAUCAACACCUCACAAACGGUCUGUUUUCUCCCAAACCACACCAACUUCGUUUUCAAAUUCCCUAGCGAAAUCACCUAACUACUCCUUUUCGUCUAAAAACCGGCGGUUUUACAACACAAAAUCCACCGCCAUCCACCUCCUCAACCGUCUCCGUCACCUCCGACGCCUCCGUACUCACCUCCGUUUAAUCCUCUUACUAUCUCUCCCGUUUUUCUACUUCUUGGUAUCUCACCCUAGUCAUUCCUUCUUCCUCGAUUUCCUAUCGGCAUUCGCUUUCUCAGCUGCGUUAUUAUUCUCCCUCAAUCUCGCCCUCCCUCGCCUCCCUUCAAUCCGAUUGUUUCUUGCCAGAUCUUUCCCAAUCAAACUCACAUUAUCAGACAAGGUCUCCAAAUCACCAUUGCCGGUGUUCUGGUCAAUCGGUUCCAAUUCCAAAACAAAAGGCGAUCAUAUUCAUAAAUGGAAUUCAGGUUGUUGGGUGCAGGCAUACAACAAUGGUGAUGUAUACGAGGGUGAGUUUCACAAAGGCAAGUGCUCUGGUUGUGGCGUUUACUACUAUUACAUGAGUGGGAGAUACGAAGGCGAUUGGGUUGAUGGAAAGUACGAUGGUUAUGGUGUAGAGACAUGGGCAAGGGGAAGCCGAUAUAGGGGUCAGUACAGGCAAGGAUUGAGACAUGGAUUUGGUGUGUAUAGAUUCUACACCGGAGAUGUUUAUUCUGGUGAAUGGUCAAACGGUCAAAGUCAUGGAUGUGGAAUCCAUACUUGUGAAGAUGGUAGUAGAUAUGUCGGAGAAUUCAAAUGGGGUGUUAAACAUGGUCUUGGCCACUACCAUUUCAGGAAUGGGGAUACUUACGCUGGAGAAUACUUUGCAGAUUCUCUGCAUGGAUUUGGAGUAUACAAUUUUGCAAACGGGCAUAGAUAUGAAGGAUCAUGGCAUGAAGGAAGAAGACAAGGGCUUGGUAUGUACACUUUCAGAAAUGGUGAAACCCAAUCUGGGCAUUGGCAAAAUGGGAUUCUUAAUAUCCCAAGUUCACAUACCCCAACACAAUCGCAUCCAUCAUCACCUUCAAAUGUUGCAGUCUAUCAUUCUAGAGUUCUUAAUGCAGUCCAGGAAGCAAGAAGAUCAGCAGAGAAAGCAUAUGAUUUAGGAAAAGUGGAUGAAAGAGUUAAUAGGGUGGUGGCUACUGCUAAUAGGUCAGCUAAUGCCGCUAGAGUGGCGGCAGUGAAGGCGGUACAGAAAAACCUGCCUAACCAGAGUGAUGGUGAUGAUCAUCCUAAGAUUUAUCAUCUGCCAAACUAACUGUUUUUUGAGACCAAUUUUGUUCAUGGAUAUAUUGAGAUUUUUGACUUUUUUCUUUUUUUGUUUAGUUUUGUAGAUCAGUUUAGCUUUUAGGGAAAAUGUUUGAAGC